GGGCAAGCGGAGCCUGACGGCUCGACCCGGGACGGCGACUCCGCCGCGCGCUGUCAGGACCGGAGCGCCGCGCCGCUCACCGUGACCCGCCGACUCCCUCUGGGUGGGCCCGCGCGCCCCCAGGCCCGACCAAGGGCGGCGUGAAGGGGAGGAUGAGCGGCGGGCGGCGGAAGGAGGAGCCGCCGCAGCCGCAGCUGGCCAACGGGGCCCUCCGAGUGUCCGUGUGGAGCAAGGUGCUGCGGAGCGACGCGGCCUGGGAGGACAAGGAUGAAUUUUUAGAUGUGAUCUACUGGUUCCGCCAGAUCAUUGCUGUGGUCCUGGGGGUCAUCUGGGGAGUGCUGCCCUUACGGGGCUUCCUGGGAAUAGCAGGAUUCUGCCUCAUCAAUGCGGGAGUCCUGUACCUCUACUUCAGCAACUACCUACAGAUUGAUGAGGAGGAGUACGGCGGCACGUGGGAGCUCACCAAGGAAGGCUUUAUGACCUCCUUUGCCCUGUUCAUGGUCUGUGAUGUUGCUGUGCUCUCCCUAGGUCAUCUGGAUCAUCUUCUACACUGCCAUCCACUAUGACUGAGGCUGCGCGACUCGCACCCGCUCCCUGCCCCAUCCAGAGGCCCCUCAGGCACAGUACAGAAGCAUAACUGUCGAGCCACCCCAGCUGCGUGGGACUUGGAAGACCCAUGUUUACUGGACAAAGAAUCCGUGUGUCGGGCGUCUCUGCUACAGGGUUGUGCCCUAAGACUUUUUAAGGAACCGUUCCCCUCUGGGAAGUAUUUCUGAGUGAGUCCUUCGCCGCCCUUCCUGCCGGAUGCUGGCACAUGGUGGCCACUGGCUGCACGCUAGGAGCUGUUGCUUUAGCUGCUGCGCCUCUGGAUCCUGACAACACAUUCAGUUGUCUUCCUCGGUCUUCUGUCAGGUGCACAGUUUUUUAAACUAUCAGUGGCAUUUCAAGUCUUCUGAAAACAGUGUGGCAAUACUUCAUGGGCCAUUGCACAGUACAGCAGCAUCUAAUAACAGUUUCCAUUAGAGAAUGUUUUCAGAUACUUGAAUAAAUCAAAUCAUUCAUUAAUUGGGAAUUUGUUGAUACUUGGUGAUGCCCUUCUCACCAUGCUGGGAGCCACCUUCCUGUUCCCCUAGCACUUCCAGCCAAGCCCCUCUUCCGAAAUGCGGCCUGGAAUCAGGCUGCUAGGAAGUGUCAUUCUGCAUUUGGCCACAAGAUGGCAAGGCUGAGGUGACUAGGGAAGGGACCAGGUUUGACCACUAAGCCACAGGAAGAAGCUGAGAGCUAAGCCAGGACUUAAGAAGGAAAGGUAAGUGGUGGCGAGGGACAGACUGCUGCUGGGGAAGUCAUCGGGCCCUUGAAUACCUGUGCCUUCCAGCCCACCACCUGGCCUGCUCGGGGUACAGGUGUGCGCAGCGCCAACAGUGGUUUCCACACUGAAAUC
Molecule: messenger RNA, 1441 nt
Organism: Ochotona curzoniae (black-lipped pika)
Lineage: Eukaryota; Metazoa; Chordata; Mammalia; Lagomorpha; Ochotonidae
Gene: RAB5IF
Product: RAB5 interacting factor
Exons: 4
Coding region: 153-566 (137 amino acids)
Biological process (GO): mitochondrial respirasome assembly
Source: RefSeq, a predicted model, not a curated record